CACGAUUAGAGUGUGUUGCCAAUGCGUAGACAUCGCGAGUGUGUGUGACGUUCGGUGAUCUAAGAGGGUGGGAAAAAAAAAACGACACUAUUUAUCUUCCUGCUAUUGUUCGGUUUUUGAAUACUUGGUACAUUUUCUACCAGCAAACUCGAUCAUGUUGCAAAUUUUCCAUUGAUACGGUGACAAACACGCUGUACUGCACAGGCGAGGAGGUGUCGCUUGGCGUACACACUACACGUUUCCUCGUCAAUUUGCAUUAUCGUGUAUGGGUCGGACAGUGUGCUGGCUUAUAAAUGUGUUAUCGUCGUCAUUCGUCGUUCUAAUUAAGUUGAAUGCAACCAAGCUCUUGGCUUACAUACAAGAAACAGGAACAAAUGCUCUGCAAUCUUCUCGUGAGAUCCGAUGGAUUUAAUUCAAGAAAUCUUUGGAUUUUAUAAAGACUACUUACGUUUUUAGUGUUGAGGUGUUCAGCAACUCUCAUAACAUACAAACAGAAACAUGAAAGGGGAGAAUAGCUCCUUGGUGAGUCAAGACCAGCUGAAUAGACUUGGUCCAAGUAUGCAAUUAAAAAGAAGGAGCACUAAAUCCAAUUUGACAAAAAGCCUUCAAGGUCACCUAGGUGCUGAGCAUAUUUGGUCAACACUGAGGUCCGAUUCCUUGAAGAAACUCCAUUUAUUAGAUGAGAAGUUUCCACCAGAACUCAAAGCAACAGUUAGUGCUCAUGUCAGAGAAGGUCUAACGAAACACAAGAAGCCUGUCUCUCGUAACUUUGUUGUUACUGAUGAUGUACCAGACCUAAAGCAGUUGAUGGACCAGUCCUUUAUCAAACAUAUCAGAAAUCAGAAACACAAGGCACAUCUCAUGUACCAUUCAUCACAGAAAAAUCAUGAUCGUUCAAAAAUUCUAUUAUUUAACAACCCACUACCCAAUUUAGCUGAAGAUGGCAUCAGCAAAUUUCUGCCUGUUGAAAAAAAUGAAUCAUCUGAAUGGAUGGAAAAAGGUCUUGAGGACAAGAAUUCCAUCGACAUAAACAGUGAAACAGAAAAUCUGAAGCCAUUAAAAAGGAAGACAAGACAAGCAGUAACUGUUCAAAGUCCUCUUGGUUCGGAUGUGAGUGAAACAUUACAAGAUAUCUGGUCCACUAUUUUGUCUUACAGACAGCCAAGAAAAGAAACAAGGUAUCAUUUUCUUACUGAAAAAGAAGCCACAGUACAUGGCCAGUUUCGGCAGCGCUAUGAGAAUUAUGACACUCUGUCUACUCAGCCCAAGCCACUACCACUGUGCUUCAAUGAAAAUAAAGUAACUUUGUCUGCACCAGUACAGCAACAGCCCAAGCAGAUUGAAUCACCAUGGCAACCACUCAGUUUACAGGCACUGGUUGAAUACAAAGAACAAAAGAAAACAGAAGGUCAAGGAGACUUUCACCUGGGAAGACCGAAAAUGUGGAAGACUUCCGUCAAAAACAUUGUUGAAGUUUAGAUCACAUAUUUACUUGCUCCUGUAUGAACUAGGCUUUGUAAGAUGUCUUAAAAUGUACAUUUGCAUUGCAGUAUAUGCCUCUAUUUAGCCGUACAUAAUGUCUAUAAUAAAUACUCUUUAUUCAUAUAUCACUGUCAAAUUAACUUGCCAACAAAAUUGUACAUUGAACAUUCCAAAUAGCCUUGAAAGCAUAGAAUAUAUCAUUUAUCACUUUCAGCUACUUUGCUAAGUUUAAAGAGGGAACAGAGCCAAGAUAACCUGUGUUAGUUUGUUAAAAAUUGCAUUGAUGUCUCAAGGACACAACCUAUUAGUAUAGGGUUAGUUGGUGGUGAUAAAAAUCAAUUACUCUUCUGGAAUAAAAUUCUUGAUUUUCCUAGAAAGGUUUAAUAGUACUGUAUUAAAGAGUAUUGUUCUCAAAUGAUUUACUAAGUAUCUAUAUAUAAUUCUCUCCUGUGACAUCAAUUCUAAAUUUAAGCAAAAUAAAAUCAAUCUGUGAUAAGUAGCCUACUCCAAUGUACCAAUCACAAUCACACAUAAUUUUGAACUAAAUAAAAAGAAAAAAAAUCUUCCACUAUAAAUUAAAUAUAAAUUAAGCAACAAGUUUCAUAACUAUUUAAUCCAUUGGGAACUAACAACUUAAAUGAUACAUUUUUAUUUAAUUUGCAUUUUUUUUCCCCACUUUUUCUUAUAUCAAUAAACUGUCUAGCAUAAGAAUACUAUAUUGUUUAUAAAAGGAAAGCAGUAUUAACUUCUUUAAAACUUAACAAUAACUGAACUUCUAUUUUUUCGCAAAUUAAUGAUAUAAUCUUUGAAUUGAUGAGAUGGAUCUAUAAUAAUGUAAUAAAUACAUUGUCUGUGGCAUUUUAUAAUGCAGGAGUCAAUCUUCACCCUUUGCAACUUCUGAUGUGUGCUACUUCUUGAUACACAUUUGUGGUCACAAGUUGGGCAUCUGUAAUCACCAGCAUAUUCACCUUCUUUCCACUUCUGAUGUGUACACCAUCUGCAAUCCAGAACCUGUCUUUUUGCUUGCUCUCCUAGUGGAUCUAUCUAGUGCCCCUAACUUAUCUUAUAAAAUACGGACAUUACUUCAAAAAGAAGAUUUUGUCCUACAUGUGUCUAUAGGUCAAUCUAGUCAAUUUGGGACUGUUGCAAACAAUUUAAUAGAAUGGGAGUUACAAAGGAUAAUUGUGUAACUACAGAUAUCCUACUUUUUUAAAUGUAGGAAACUAAAUUGACUUGACUAUAACACAAUAACCAUCUGCAAAAAAAAUUUAUGUUUUGCAAAUUUCUUUCAAAUUAAGUUUCAAAAAUUGAUGUUUUUGUGUUGUUUUUUUUGGGAGGAGAGGUGGGUUGGCUGCUUGGUGGAUGAAAUAAAGAACAAACAUACCGUCUCAAUGUUUUUUUUGAUCAUGUUCUUUGGUUUAAUAGGAAAUCUAUUUAUGACCUUGUCAACAACAUAUUGUAUUUUACAAAGUACUAUCAUUUAAUUGUUGUUUUUAUGCAUUCACAUUGAAUUCCCUCCUCUAUAAAAACAAAGUUUUUUUGUUUGCUAUGAAUACUCAUUGUUAUUAUUUUUUUAUUAUUGUUAUUUUAAUCUGCUCUUACCAAUACAUUUAAUCUAAACAUAUCUUUGUUAAUCAGCAAGUCUUACAGACAUUUCAUUUUAAAUUCUUAUUUAUGUUUGAUUCAUUGGAAACAUCUUCUAUAACUUUGUGCACAUCAGCUUUUAUCAUUUACAUCUUUGUAAACAUUUUUGUCUCUGAAAUUUAAACUUCUAUUUUCUUUUUCUUAAUCCUUAUCAUCAAUAAUGUAAAAGGGUUUAGAUAAGCCAUUUAGAUAACCUGCCCUCUCUCUGUGAUGAACUGUGCAGUGGAUGGCUGCCUCAUCAUAUUGUAUGUGCCCAUGACUGUUGUCUAAGUGGUCCCAGGUUUAAAUUCUGUCCUCCUGUCCCUUAAUCUGUUGGAGAAUCAUACCUUGUCAGAUACAAAAAAGAUGUUAUUUGCUUCUCUCUCUCUUAUAAUAACUUUCUUUCCUUUGGGCCUAAUAGCAAUUGCUAAUAACAAUUAAAUGGUUGUUUAUAGAAAGCGAGCAAUAUUUAGAGCAACAAAACUUUAAAAAAAAAAUAAUUACAGAAAAAAACAUGAUAAAAUCAAAACUUAAUUUAUAACUAACUUAGUUUUUUAUUAACUUACUCAAAUUUUUAAACAUGUUUUUAUUUCCUUUUUUUUAAAUAUAUUUCAGUAUUUCUUAUGAUUACUUUUUUUUUUGUAUUCUUUUGAACAAAGAAAUAUAUUUUUUUUAAUGUUUCAAUUUAUUGUUGUUUUGUUUCAUAAUAUGUACAGAUUUGUCUUGUCAAUUUUGUUUCUUCCCUUGUACAGCUAUUAUCAUUUAUUACUAUAUCCUACUUAAAUGUAUUUGUUUUAAUUUUCUUAGCUUUUGCGUUGAUGUCCAUUUGUGUAAUUAAAUUGUCUACACUAUUUUUAACUUUAAAAAAAAUAUACCUAACAAUUUUUUUUAAAGGUGUAUUAUCACUAUAUGCAUAGAUUCAGUAUGCUUUUCAUAGUUUAGAUCCAUGCAAACUAAACCCUCUCUGCUGCCUUAUUCUGUUUGACAAUAGAAUUAAGUGCACAUUUACUCAUAGGAAACAAUUUAUCAUUUUUUAUCAAAUAUUGUAUGUAUGUAUAUAGAUAAAUAUUCUUGUUUAAAGACUUCAUAUUUCUAUGCCUGUAACUUUGUUAAUAUAAAUUAAAUCUUCAAUCCGUCCAUUAGGCAGACUUUUUUUUUCACAGAAAAAAAAAAAAGUUGCCAAAAUAAAGUCACUGAUUCCUGGUGCUAGUGGAAUCGUUUCAACAUGUCAGUAUCGCAUGUUGUAAAGGCAGACAUCUUGAUGAACAGUUUGAACAGAUCUGGGGGGACCAGCCUGAGUUUUGUAAUACACUAGGACACUUCUAAUGUAAGGUUUGCAUUUUUUUUCAAUUGGCUGAUAUUUAGGCCUACAAAUAGAACUUCAUUUAGAAACUGGAAACUAAAUUAAAUGACACACACACACACACAAAAUUAAGAUGCUUUAAGACUAAGAUGGCUUUAUUUGAUCCUUUCCUUUUUGGAAGUUUGUUGUGAUUAUUUUUUUUUUAUUAAAAAAACAACAUUCCACAAAAUUUGCAUCAAGUAGAUCUAAAUUACAUAGCUGAAAAGUUGGUCCCUGAGUAGAGCUAGUUUGGUCAUGUGAUCAGACAAGUCCUGUAAUUAUAAGAUGUAUAUAUUCUGCUUGGCUCUUAUGUUAAUGAUGCUCUCUCAUACACAUAUUUAACAUUCUACAUGUGAUGUAUUGAUCUAUUGCUGUCUCAUCUCUUGACUGAUGCAUGCAAGUAUAAGCAUGCUAUUGGAUUAAACACUGAAAUGGAACAGCUAGAAAGAUUUGGCUUGCACUUGCUUUGAUACACAGUGAUUACAUGAUGCAAUUUUUUUUUUCUCUUUCUGUUGCAAUAUUUCAGUACUAUGGUUUGAGACAAACUUAAGUUUUGGUAUCUUAUCUAAACUCUACAGAUCAAUAUUGAUUAAAAAAAAAUAUAUAAAAUUCAAUUUGUCUCAUUGCUGAGGUCAUGUUUACUAUGCAAAUUAGUUAGCCAGUAACCUUUGUUAGCUUACAAGAGACAAUUUGACAAUGGAAGAUAAAAAUUAUAAUUGUUUAGUGAGAGAAAUAUUUAAAGUUCAAUUUAAAAGAAAAAAAGUUUGAAAUAAUAUUCUUUGAAGAUUGGCAUUGCAGUUUGUUACUUGACAAUAUUUUUUUCUAAGAAUUUAGCUUUUUAUUUCUGUUUCAUUUUGACCCCCCCCCCCCUUUUUUUUUUCCUAAACAAAAAGAAAGAUUAAAUAGUUUGUUUUUUUUUUAUUCAAUCUACUUAUUAUUUCUUGAUAAGAGAAGUGAUAGGCCUACAGGGAUGGACUUUAGUCUAAGUGAAAGACUAUGAAGUACAUCUAAAGCUCUGACUCAGAAAGGUCAUUGGGAAAGCAAACGGUUCUUUUGUUUUAAACAUUUUGUUUCUUUUUUUUUUUUUUUUUUUGAAUGAUUUUAAUCUGAUUUUUUUAAUCUUCAAGCAAAUUUUAUAAAACAUAGGAGAUUAUCAUUUCAUAGAGUUAUGAUUAUUUAUAAACUUAAUACAGAAGAAUUUGGUAACAAUUGGAUUUUUUUUUCUCAUUCAGUACCACCUGCUGUUGUUUAUGAAUGAAAUAUGGUGUUAACAUUUCCAAUAAAAAAAUGUUUAUUCACAUCUCUAA
Molecule: messenger RNA, 5754 nt
Organism: Biomphalaria glabrata
Lineage: Eukaryota; Metazoa; Mollusca; Gastropoda; Planorbidae
Exons: 10
Coding region: 499-1479 (326 amino acids)
Source: RefSeq, a predicted model, not a curated record